Messenger RNA from Daldinia decipiens, 1090 nucleotides. RefSeq lists its product as uncharacterized. The coding region runs from base 319 to 897 and encodes 192 amino acids. The record is from RefSeq and is a predicted model, not a curated record. The transcript has 3 exons. Lineage: Eukaryota; Fungi; Ascomycota; Sordariomycetes; Xylariales; Hypoxylaceae.
GCUAUCAUAAGUGGAAAGAAGGUGCAAACGCCAAAAAAUGAAAGUAUCACCCUUAGAUGAAAGGGGGAAAGAAGAUGAAGGAUUCUCAACUCAUUUUAUUCUGUGGCCUCAACUCCCUGGCUCUGAUUGAGUUCUCAUUCUAGGUACUUGAUGGAUGCCAUUGGAAAUAAUCGGAGGCGUAUGAAAAUCAUUGUGAUUCACCCACUCUCGUUAACCAUCAGUUCAGCUGCAAUCUCUCACUACUAACUACCUACCUACCUAAUUAACCCACGAAACAACUCAAUCCAACCUCCAAGUAAUUCUGGAGAAGACAACACGAUGUAUUUGCUGUCUCUCCUCCUCACCUGCUCUACUCUAGCCUCGGCAACGACGUACUUUCUUACCGUCUUCGCCCCGGACACCGAGGUCGACGGUGCACUGCUGAAUGCCGCUGCUCAGGGCUUCUAUGCCGGUAUCUCAGGACCCGAAACGUACUGUCCUAAGGGCAUCUCGUGUCCUGAUGUACAAGGAUCUCUAGUAUAUGAUGGCCUAACUGGGAUGGCUGUUGAAGUCCCUGGCGGCCAAGCCAUCUACGUCGCGCCCUCGGGCCAGAUAGAAUAUACACAAGCGCACUCUGCAUACGAGCCGCCAGGCGCUUUAAGGGGGGGUUGGUUCAACAAGACAGUCUUGUCGGAUUGCGAUCCCGCUCGCAAUGUGCUUGACUUCUUACCCGUCGACGGGUCUGGCACCGGCGGUAUCAAAUUGUGCCCCCAAGUCGAGGAAUACAUGGCCGGUACAGGUGCUAGCUACCGCUUAUAUGCUGGGACAGCCGCCUUCAACCUGUCCGGUUGCGUUGAUGCCGUUGGUCUCAACUUGCACGGUGUUGCAGCGGAUUACGGGUGUUGGCAGUACGCCUAACCCGAACCUAGGAGCCGUUACUAUCCCAACAUUGCGCUUGUUAUUCUGGACAACGAUGUGUUUGGGGAAGGAAAAGCUAAUACACCCAGUUUGGAACUGUAUAGAUUUAUUUCCCGAGCUUCUGGACGUAGAUUUUACUGCGGGAUUUUGCCGAAGUAGGCUAUUACAUGUCCUCUUUAUGGAUUUAUAGCUU